AUGGCCGGGCAACCUGGGUCUUCGACAUCAAACAUCGUCACUUCUUCACCGAUGCACCUGUAUAGGAAUACGCCUGUGCAAAAUGAUGUUCGAGCUUCGCCGACUGAACUAGUUGCGGUUCAUCUUGACACAGUUGUGAAUAACGAAUUGUCUGUGUAUGAUGUGUACACAAAUGAUGAGGCCGAGAGCGGAGAGGAGGCAGACGUACUUCGGAACAUGGAUGUUGAACUCGGAGACAUGGAAGUUGGUAGUCGUCCAUCUUUUGCUCCCGGUGGAGAAUUUGAGAAGGGCAUGUUCUUUGAAAGUAAGAAAAUGCUCCUAGAAAUGGUGAAGUUGUAUUCCAUACAAAAGAAUCAACUGUACACUACGGUGACAUCGAAUGAGAGUGUCCUGUAUUUGCGGUGCAAGAAGAAAUGCGGUUGGAUGCUACGAGGUACCAAGUCAAGUGCGGACUCUCGGGGCUUUACCUUGAUCACGUAUAAAGGACCUCAUCGGGAGAAUUGUGUCACUGAGGUACUAUCCGAUUGUCAUGCACACUUGGAUUCGUCUGUAAUAUCAGAGUACGUGAAGUCCUUUGUGAGGAAAGAUCUAACGGUUAAAGUUGAAUUCAUCCAGGAACUGAUAUACAAGCAAUUUCACUUCAAUGUUCCGUACCAUAGAGCAUGGUACGCCAAGGAGAAAGCUGUAGCAGAGAUAUUUGGGGAUUGGGAGAGUUCUUACGAGAGACUUCCACAAUUCAUGCAGGCACUCCAACGAUCAAACCCGGGUACAUGUGUCGUGUGGAAAUACAAAGCCUUGGUGGACGGUGUAUACUACAGUAACUUGGAGGUGUUUGAACGAGUGUUCUGGGCAUUCGGUCCUUGUAUUGACGGUUUUAAACAUUGCAUGCCUGUGAUCUGCAUCGAUGGGACGCACCUCUACGGGAAGUACAAGGGAACACUGUUGGUGGCUGCAAGUGUGGACGCAAGCUUUCAGGUAUUUCCACUAGCAUUCGCGGUGGUGGAAGGGGAAAACACUUCUAGCUGGUCUUGGUGUCUAGGUUGCAUUCGGGUUCAUGUCACGCAAAGAGAUGGGUUGUGCAUUAUAUCUGAUCGACAUCCAGGCAUAAUUGCAGCAAUGAGUGAUCCUAACGUUGGAUUCACUGAGUCGCGAGCCUGUCAUAGGUUUUGUGUUCGCCACAUAGCGUCUAACUUGAGGACACACGUGCGAAGCAACGAGAUGAGAGAUGCGUUCAAGGGUGCGGCUUACCAAAGGCAAGAAAGAAAACUCCACACUGAUUUGUGUUUCAUCGGUCAGGAGUGUCCCAAGGCCAUGGAGUACAUUGUUCAAGUCCCUUUCAGUGCCUGGUCUCUCUUUCACGAUGCAGGUCGCCGAUUUGGGAUAUGUACUACUAACUUCUCUGAAACUUUUAACAAUGUGCUUAAAGGAGCCCGGUUUCUACCGAUCAUGUCUCUUGUCGAGUUAACUUUCUACAGGGUUAACAAGUACUUCACGCUUAGAAGGGAGUCUUCUGAGACGAGGUAUGAACUAGGACUUCCAUACCCCCCCAAGGUCACUGCCAUUCUUGAGAAGAACACUGCAACUGCAAGAUAUCACAGGGUCGAAGCAUAUAAUCGCCGAUUGCAUAUUUACCAGGUCACAACUGAAAGGGGGGAGCGAUUUGGUUGCAAGGGAGGUCAUAAGCAUACGGUUAACUUUCAACUUCUGACGUGUACGUGCAACAAACCGAAGAUAUUCCAUCUCCCAUGUUCUCACGUUCUAGCCGUUUGUGCGACGUACUCAUUGUCAGAGCGUCCAUGGGUAGACCCUUCGCUUCAAUCAAAGGCCUACACCGACACGUAUGCAGCCCAAUUCUGGCCUAUCCCCUGUGAGACAACUUGGGAGCAGUACGUCGGCCCGAAGAUCAUUGCCGAUAGCAGCAUGGUUCGUGGGAGAGGGCGACCGAGGUCAAAACGCAUACGCAACGAAAUGGAUGAGACUAACCGGCCACUCGGUGAUCUGUUUUGA
Messenger RNA from Chenopodium quinoa (quinoa), 2007 nucleotides. RefSeq lists its product as uncharacterized. The transcript is spliced from 2 exons. The coding region runs from base 1 to 2007 and encodes 668 amino acids. Gene Ontology annotation, molecular function: zinc ion binding. NCBI's taxonomy places the organism in Eukaryota, Viridiplantae, Streptophyta, Magnoliopsida, Caryophyllales, Amaranthaceae. The record is from RefSeq and is a predicted model, not a curated record.